Molecule: messenger RNA, 2181 nt
Organism: Drosophila obscura
Lineage: Eukaryota; Metazoa; Arthropoda; Insecta; Diptera; Drosophilidae
Gene: Glut3
Product: glucose transporter type 3
Exons: 2
Coding region: 159-1841 (560 amino acids)
Biological process (GO): transmembrane transport
Cellular component (GO): membrane
Molecular function (GO): transmembrane transporter activity
Source: RefSeq, a predicted model, not a curated record
AAUAACUUAAUGUAUAGGGCAUCAAAAUUUUGCUAUUUACUCCGAGCAAUACUAACAAAUCGAAUCGCUUCCUCGAAUCUGUAUUUAUUCGGUCCCAACCCCCUCUUCAUGGUGUAUUUAAUAGUGAAACGUAACCGUAUUGUUCAUUAUUAUAUUUUAUGAUUGUACCCUGCGGCGCACUUCGAACAAUAAAACAGAGAAGAUUUCACGCGCACAGAAGAUAUUUUUGGACAUUUGAGGCAGAGAUUAUGGUGUUGGGGUGGUGCUGGGGUCAACCGGAAACUGAACCAGAGCCUCCGCCUAAAACAGAGACCCGUGGAACAGAGCCUCAAGCGUCCCAGCCACCAGCAUUGGACCCAGCAGGGGACCCACCACCUCCAGUGGGGCCCAUAAUCAGACCAAUUAUCCAUACUGUACCGUCCAUGAUCAGUGAAAUUACCGCGGGCGAAGACAAUACGGGGCAGUGUCUGGCCACGGUAGUUAGCAAUAUCGGGACCUUUUGCUUCGGCAUCGCCAUUGGCUGGUCGGCCCCGGCUGAGGCGCUGGUUAUGCACCACAACGCUUACAGCUUCACGCCCUCGAAGCAGGAGUGGACGUGGGUGUGUGCGCUGCUGACUAUCGGAGCGGCAACCUGGAGCAUUCCGAUGGGACUGCUGAUGAAGACUCACGGCUGCAAGUGGGUCAUGAUGCUGCAGCUGGUGCCCAUUGGGCUGGGCUGGAGCAUGCUGAUCUUCGCCAACAGUGUUUACAUGCUCUACGUGGGACGCUUCAUGCAGGGAAUGUGCGGCGCGCUCUGCGUAGUGGUGCCCACCUACACCGUCGAGAUUAGCCACAUCCGUCAUCGUGGGGCGCUGGUCUCCGUCUUCCAUGGGGCCUUCAUGCUGGGCGUGAUGUACAGCUAUGCCAUAGGCACAUUCCUGGAUCUGUGGAUCAUCAACAUCUCCAAUCUGGUGCUGCUCCUCCUCUGCCUGCUGCAGCUACUGAUCCCCGAGUCGCCCGCCUACUACUGGGCGCGCGGUAAAUUCUCCGCGGCCGAUGAGUCCUUGCGCUGGCUGCGGGGCAAGAAGUACGACACCAGCAGGGAGAUGCGGCAGCUGAUGCUCGAGGGAACGAGAAGCGAUAUGGCGAUCCAUCAAAACAUUAUGCUCGGAUUCAAGCGCAAAAAGACGAGGCGCAGCCUGUGCCGGGCCUCGGCGCUGACCAUCAUGCAGACACUGAGCGGCUCCACAGUGCUGAUCUUCUACUCGAUCCACAUCCUGCUCAGCAUGCACUUGAACUACGAGUGCUCUGCUGCCCUAGCUGUGGCCGAGAUAUUCGGCUUUCUAGUCUGCUUUAUGCUGGUGGACCUAGUCGGGCGUCGGCCGCUGUUGAUCAUCACCUCGCUCGCUACCUUCUGCUGCACAUUGUAUCUGGGCAUCUGCUUCAAGCUGAAGCUGAUAACCGACCAUGAGAACAGCGUCCCGGGGGCAUCCCUGGUUUCCAUGUCCUUGGCCUCGCUCGCCUACACGGCUGGUCUUGGCCCGCUGACUUGGCUGAUCAACGUGGAGCUCUUCGUGAAACCAAUGCGCCCGCUCGGUUGCUCCUUGAGUGCCACCUUAAACUGGCUGACGGCAUUCACUGUGAUCAUGUGGUACGGCUCUGGCCACGAGCACAGGCUGGCCAAGCCGGGAGUCUUCUUCCUGAUGGCCACAGUCUCGCUGCUCGUUUGCAUAUAUGGCAUCAUAUUUUUACCCGAAACCAAGGGUCUGACGCCCCACAAGAUCCAGCAGAGGCUGGGGGGCUUUAUGAACCAGAGGAAUGUGCCAACGAUCGAUUCCAGCAGCGAUGAUUCUGACGAUUAAGUCAUGGUCUCCCAAUAAAUCUUAAAUGUAUUAAUCUCUACGCAAUAUAGUAUGCACAAACGAUUAAGGAAUGAAUAUACUAUAUACGAUAAACGGACAUUUUAUCAUGAUUUAAAAAGCAAAAGCUGUUUCUCAAUAGGAUGUGGAACGAAAUCCUUAAUUUUUUGUUCCAUUCAGCAAUCAGAAUGAUUCCGGAAUGAAAAUUUACUUCAAAAUCGAUUUGGAUAAGACAUUUUCCUAAAUUCUUAGCGUAAUUCAUUGCAUAGGUACCAUUUCUAUGGGAGAUUUACCCGAAAAAAGCUUAAAAAGGGCCAUGACAAUAAACUAAUUGCGAUCGGAA